GUGUUCAGUGUUUUAUCUCAGUUCUGUCAGUCAGUGUCACCAGAAGUUUAAUAAUGGAGAUGAUUGACCUAGAUGAUUCUGAUGAUGAGGUUAUAUUUGUUAGCCCAAGGCAAAAGAAAACAGCUUCUCGGGGGCGAGGCAGGGGCAGAAAGAAAACUUCUACCUCAUCCAGAGCACCAACAGUGAGGUCAUCUAGGAAAAAAUUAGUUCCUGAAACCUCUCCUUCAGAUGAAGUUACAAAUGUGCCAUGUUUGGAAACCUCAGACUGUUCAAUAUCAGAUAGCCCCAUUCAAAAUGAGACUGUAAACACUGAAAAAGUUGAUCCUUCCAGCCCACCAGAAAAAGUGAGGAAAAUAGCCUGCAGGGGAUUGGCCAGAAAAAAUGUGACACUGCACGAUUCAGAAGAGAAGCCAAAACACAAUGUGUCAGUGUACUCGGCCCUAGUCCCCCAGAGAUUCGAAGACAUUUUCAUGCCCAUAGCUAAAGACAGCAAAAGCAUAGAGUCAAGUAAAGAGCCUGUAAACACAGUUAAUAGUCGUGAAGUUAGCCGGAAAGCAAAGACUAAAGAACAGUUAUUAAAUGAAGAUGAUGAUGAGAUUCAUACAGUUCCAGAAUGUAAAGCAUUAAACAUAGAUGUGAGUGACGAUUCAUUAAUGAAAUCGAUGGAUGAAUCCAUAGAAGUCCGGUCUCCUACACCUCCCCCUAGUAUCCAACAAAAAAAGAGCAAACGGCUGAACAAAAAAUUAACAGGGGCCCUGCAGGUGCUGGAUAAGGCUAAUAAAAAGCUUGGGCUGUCCCCUAACACGCCAAAGAAGAAAAGGGAUAGUGAUGUCAUUUUAGUGUAUGAAGAAACAAAUACAGAUAUGGCAGUUAAAGUGCGCUACCUCUCCACUGUUUAUAGAAUACAAAUGAAAAUGACAGAAAAGUUCCAUGGUCUGACUAGCAAGUUGAGUGCUUUGAUAGGGGAGGACGCGAACAAUUUGGUGCUGUACCUGCAUGAGAAAGGCUUGCAGCUGUCAGAGACGCCUCGGUCAGUCAACUUGUCAGUGGCAGAUAUACUAGAAUGUCACUGUAUCAACUCGCAGCUUGAAGAUGAGACAGACUCGAUCAAUUUAGUCCUCCAGUGUAAGAACACAAAAUCCAGAACAGUCAUCUUAGCCAGUCAGCGACGACCAUUAAAAGAAGUGAUAGAAAAAUAUGCUGCAAUGAUGAACGUCAAGUCCAGCGCCCUGUCGUUUUGUUUUGACGGUGACGUCAUUGACCCCAUGGACACACCCAGCAAGCUGGACAUGGAAGAUGACGAUGUCAUUGAUGUCACUGAAGUCUCACCGCAUGUCAAGUUGAAGAAAUAAAAUUUUGGGGGAAGUUA
Molecule: messenger RNA, 1369 nt
Organism: Physella acuta
Lineage: Eukaryota; Metazoa; Mollusca; Gastropoda; Physidae
Product: NFATC2-interacting protein-like
Biological process (GO): cytokine production; positive regulation of transcription by RNA polymerase II
Source: RefSeq, a predicted model, not a curated record